AUGCGUUGUACUCUUACAAACCCCACAAACAAGAUUGCAAAAUUCGGGUUCGAGCACACUGAUCAAAUGUGUGACUUUUAUUUAUUUUACGGAAUUCCACCAGACGAUUAUGAGUCUUAUGAUCAAAUCAUCUGUGGCCGAGAUGCACAAAAGUUCCACUUGAAAGACAUAAUAUGCGGCUACACGGAGCCCUCACCUGGACGGGCGGCUAUACGAAGUCCUCAUCCAGACGGGCGGCUACAAGGAGAAAUCCGGACGUACGGCUAUACGGAGGCCUCAUCCGGAUGUACGGCUAGUAGGGGCCUUUAUUCGGACGUGCGGCUACAGGCAGCCCUCAUCCGGAAAUACUGCUAUACGGAGUAUUCAUCCAGACGUGCGGCUACAAGGAGAUAUCCGGACUCGGGGCCCUUAUUCGAACGUGCGGCUACAGGUAGCCCUCAUCCGGACAUACGGCUAUACGGAGUAUUCAUCCAGACGUGCGGCUACAAGGAGAAAUACGGACGUACGGCUAUACGGAGCCCUCAUCCGGAUGUACGGCUAGUCAGGGCCUUUAUUCGGACGUGCGGCUACAGGCAGCCGUCAUCCGGACAUACGGCUAUACGGAGUAUUCAUCCAGACGUGCGGCUACAAGGAGAAAUAUGGAGCCCUCAUCCGGAUGUACGGCUAGUCGGAGCCCAUAUUCGGACGUGCGGCUACAGGCAGCCUUCAUCCGGACAUACGGUUAUAUGGAGUCCUCAUCCAGACAUACGGCUACAAGGAGAAAUCCGGACGUACGGCUAUACGGAGCCCUCAUCCGGACUUAUGGUUAGUCGGGUCCCUUAUCCAGACGUACUCUCCUCCUCCUUUCUUAUUCCUCUCCUCCACUUCUUCUUUCUUCUGAUCCUCCCCCUUCCUCAUUCUUCUCCUCUUUCUUCGUCUCCUUUUAUUCAUCCUCUCUUCCUCCUACUUCUUCCUCCUCCUUCUUCUUCUUCUUCUUCUCUCCCCUUCAUUCCUCUUCUCCUCCUCCUUUCUUCUUCCUCUCCCCCUCCUCCUGCUCCUCUUCUUUUUUCUCCUGAUCCUCCCCCUUCCCCAUUCUUCUCCUCUUUCUUCGUCUUCUUUUCUUCUUCCGCCCCUCUUCUUUCUGCUUCCUCUCUUCCUUCUUCUAAUCCUCCUCCUUUCUCCUCCUCCUUAUUCUAA
Messenger RNA from Acanthosepion pharaonis, 1176 nucleotides. The record is from the annotation of a GenBank genome assembly. Lineage: Eukaryota; Metazoa; Mollusca; Cephalopoda; Sepiida; Sepiidae.